UGCUUACCAUUUGAAUUAAUUACAGAAAACAAAUUAAUUUAUGUAUUAAUCGCCACUGCUUAAUAAUUAGUAUUUCAAGUAAAAAUGUGCGUUUGUUUCUAUAAGUACCUGUGUUUAUUGUGUCUGAAGCUUCUUGCGCGUGGGUGAAGUAAAUAAAAUGACAUUAUGUAUAGUUGUGAUUGACAAUUUAGUAUAAAAUUAUUUAUAACAUGGAAAUUUUUAAAUAUUUAAUUAUAAUUAAAAUACUUGUGAUAGUGUCGAUAAGAUGGUGUUAUGCCAAUUUUGACGUAUACUUAAAUCGAAAUGAAGUAAUGAAAUUAUUAGGGUUGUCUGGCGAACUGUUCUACGUUCGAGAUGGUCAUGUCAAUGAAUAUGCCAUGAAUUUUAUAGUUUUGGUGCCUGCGAGCAUAAAUGUACUUACUUUUAAUUGGCAAAGUUAUACAGAUAAACCACUACUAUACUCAUUGAAUGUGGAGGUGUCCGAUCGCACCGUCAUUCCAUAUCCUCAUUUCAAUGUGUCUAAUUCCGACCGCAUGCCCGUCGGCCCAAACGAAGCAUUCAGCUUAACACUGGCAUGUUCCGGCAGUGUAACCGCAGAAGUCAAUGUUACAAUACGCUUAGACGUCAAUGUAAACAAUAAAAAUACUCACAUCAGAGGCAAUAAUGACAUUCUCAACAUCGAAAGUAUUAGAAAUAACGAAAGGCUAUUAGUUGAUUACGACGAAGAAAUUGGCCAUGCUGGCUCCAGAAAGAAGCGAAGCGAGGACAGCUUCGUUAUAAAACGAAGUUCUCUUAGAAGCGAUGGUGCAGACAAAAUACCGCGACGUGAACACGGAAUGAUCAGUCCUGGCCGAGAUAGUGACCAGGUUUUGGGAUACCCAAAUAAGAAUGGAGUGGUUUCAUUGAUUUUCCGAAGAAAGAAAAUUUGUUUGAAAGAUACGGAUCAAAAUAUUUCCAGUAAUAUGGUUUAUGUGGACAAUCUAAGUUCGGCAACGGAUCCACCUAUAGGACUUUUACAUCUGACACUCGGCAGUGCCUGCGCCAUCGGUGCUGUAUGCGUAACAUUCUUGGCCGUGCGAUUUUGCUCUUUUCGGCCCUUAAAACGCGACAGGCAGGCUGCUCCGAUGACGAGGUCAUUACUAAUUCGGCAUGAACAUCAUGAAGAAGAAGAUAUUGCAAAAGCACAGAAUGUAGCUCAAAUUAGAGGAGUUGAUUUCAAAAGUUACGGUACUGAUUUGAAUGUGUGCGGUAAAGCUGAUGUAAUUGCAAGUAAAAAGGAUAAAGCUUGUAAUGGAAAGGACAGAUUGAGCGGUGGCGAAGAGAAAUCGAAAGAGGAGAGACUUCAAGACAAAAUUGCUGAAAUUACUAUUCAAAGAUGCCGCAUUCGUUUGAGCAGUCUUUUGCAAGAAGGCACAUUCGGUCGGGUAUAUCGCGGAACUUACGCCGAGCAAGAUUUGGACUCAGACUGCUCCUUUUCGAGGGAUAGUCGAAAAGGCGUUAUUGAAAGUAGUAAUAGCGACUACCAAAUGCUUGCACAGAAUUCAUGUUCCAGCAACGAUAUCACUAAUGAUGAUCAAGCAUCGUCAAAAGCUGACGACAGAAUUAGUAAAGAAAGCAGCGAAGCACAAGUACUUGUGAAAACUGUUUCGCAACAGCAUGCAUCGCGUGAACAAGUCUCUUUACUUCUGCAGGAAGGUCUUAUGCUAUAUGGAUUACGCCAUCCAAAUCUGCUAACUGUUUUGGGAGUGUCUAUAGAGGAUUGUACGGCGCCUUUCAUUGUCUACAGGCUUCAAGGAGAACAUCAUAAUUUGAAGAUGGCUUUACAAGCUUUGAAUGCUCCUGGACUUGCUUCAGCAUCUUCAUUUCCUCGAAGGGCUGUUACAACUCGCGAAUUGGUAAACAUUGGUCUGCGCAUAUGUCAAGCUUUGUCUUAUGCCCAUUCUCGUCGAUGUUUUCACGGUGACAUUGCAGCAAGAAAUUGCGCAAUUGACAAAAAUCUGCAUGUUCGGCUUGGUGACUUUGCUCUAUCAAGGGACUUGUUUCCUCAAGAUUACCACUGCCUUGGUGACAAUGUGAACCGUCCAGUAAAAUGGUUGUCUCAUGAAGCUUUAACUCGUAAUAUUUAUGACGCUCCAAAUGACAUAUGGGAAUUUGGUGUUUUUUUAUGGGAAUUGAUUACUUUGGGAAGAAUGCCUUAUAAAGAUAUUGAUCCUAGCGAAGUGGCUCAGUAUUUGGAAAAGGGUUAUAGAUUGGACCAACCUAAAAAUUGUCCUGAUGAAUUAUUUAUGAUAAUGUCUUGCUGCUGGGCAAUUAAUCCAAAUGACAGACCAACAUUUACUCAACUGGAAAUUUACUUGCAAGAGUUUUAUGAUCAAUUAAUUUGUUAUGUGUAAAUAAAUUUACUAUAGUAUCUUGUAGUAAAAUGUACUGACUGUAUGCACUACUGUUUUUGUAGAUGAAUACGAUUUUAGCAAUGUGUCAUAUUAAAGGAUGUGUUAUAUGUUGUACAUUUUGACG
Molecule: messenger RNA, 2517 nt
Organism: Ctenocephalides felis (cat flea)
Lineage: Eukaryota; Metazoa; Arthropoda; Insecta; Siphonaptera; Pulicidae
Gene: dnt
Product: tyrosine-protein kinase Dnt
Exons: 8
Coding region: 210-2393 (727 amino acids)
Biological process (GO): axonogenesis; multicellular organism development; protein phosphorylation
Cellular component (GO): signaling receptor complex
Molecular function (GO): protein kinase activity; ATP binding
Source: RefSeq, a predicted model, not a curated record